Molecule: messenger RNA, 2176 nt
Organism: Trachymyrmex septentrionalis
Lineage: Eukaryota; Metazoa; Arthropoda; Insecta; Hymenoptera; Formicidae
Gene: sip3
Product: E3 ubiquitin-protein ligase synoviolin A
Exons: 8
Coding region: 1-1806 (601 amino acids)
Cellular component (GO): cytoplasm
Source: RefSeq, a predicted model, not a curated record
AUGAGAGAGGCUGGGAUUAUGCUGAUAAGCACCGCGCUAACAUGCGUCGUUAUUGGCAAUGCGUAUUAUCAAAGAAAACAAUUCUAUCCGACCGUCGUUCACAUAACCAAAUCUAAUCCAAGCAUGACCGUAAUCUACACGCAAGGAUUUAUUCUUGCGUUCAUGAUUAACGCCUUCCUGCGAAAGAUCUUUUUCGGUACCUUACGCGCUGCCGAGCUCGAGCACCUAGUGGAAAAAGUCUGGUAUGCUGUGACAGAGACAUGCCUGGCGUUUACAGUGUUCAGGGAUGAUUUCAGUCCUAAGUUUAUAGCAUUAUUUACCCUCCUCUUGUUCUUGAAGUCAUUUCACUGGCUUGCAGAGGACCGUGUUGAUUACAUGGAAAGAAGUCCGGUAAUAACAUGGUUGUUCCAUCUUAGAGUCGCCACUUUACUAAAUCUUUUGUUUGUCAUCAAUAUAAUGAUGAUCAAUUAUGCCUACGAUACAACAGCCACUAAAGGUCCCUCCGUACAACUUGUGUUUGGCUUUGAAUAUGCAAUUUUGUUAACUGUUCUUUUUAAUAUUACUGUAAAAUAUGUCUUGCAUACUAUUGAUCUACAAAGUGAAACUCCUUGGGACAACAAACCAGUUUUCCUGUUGUAUACAGAAUUGAUUAUUGGCGUAUUGAAAGUUUUCCUCUAUUUUGCCUUUGUGACCUUAAUGAUAAAGUUAUUUACAUUACCUUUAUUUGCAUUGCGUCCUAUGUAUUACACAAUGCGAGACUUCAAGAAAGCACUUCACGAUAUUGUAAUGUCUCGAAGAGCUAUUAGGAAUAUGAAUACUCUUUAUCCAGAUGCAACAACUGAAGAAUUAGCUGCUGCUGAUAAUGUUUGCAUUAUAUGUCGAGAGGAAAUGGUCACAGCUAGUAAAAAAUUGCCGUGUAAUCAUAUCUUCCAUACUGCAUGCUUACGUUCUUGGUUUCAACGUCAGCAAACAUGUCCGACGUGUCGGUUGAACAUUUUGAGGCCUACGCCAAACAACACAAGACCUAGACAACAAAAUCCUCCUCAGCCUGGACCACAGGUGCCUCCGCAACCUCCACAAGCACCUGGUGUCAAUCCUAUCGGACCACCCUUUCAUUUCCCAGUAUUUUGGGCUGGAUUACCAGCUCCAGGUAUGCCACCACAACAGCAACAGCAGCAACAACAACCACAACAACAACAGCCGCAACAGCAACAGCAGCAACCUCAAAAUAAUGCUGGAAGUACUCCGCCUCAAAAUCCAAUACCACCUACUGGAAAUAUUCCACUUUUUCCACCGCUAUUUCCUACAAUAGUACCAUUGCCACCUAUUCCUGUACCGCCACCGAAUUUAAUCGAAUUGAGCGAAGAAGAGCUCAGAGCGAUGGAAGGUAACCUGCGGCAAGCUGUUGAAGCCAGAAUACAAACGCUGCAAAGAAUUCAACUUUUAUUAGAUGCAGCCAAUGCAAUGAUGAAUCAAUAUCAAACAGCAGCUGCUACCGCUAACAUUCCUGUGAACAAUAAUUCUACAAGCAAUACCGAUAGUACCUCGGAUACAUCCACGAUGCCAGGUCCAAGCGGUACAGCAAACACAAGUAAUGGAAUUAAUAGCGAUAAUUCUGAAGUUAAAGUAGAAAACACUCCUACUCCGAGUACGUCAAAGGAAAACACUCCUACUCCAAGUAUAUCGAAGGAAGACACGUCAGCAUGUAAUGAUACAGUAGACUUAUCUAGGACUGAAUCUUCAAGCGAACAAGAAAUGCUGCGCAGACGUAGGUUACAAAAAUUUUCAUCUCCACCAACAGAAUAAAUAAAAAUAAAAUUGUGUGAUAACUUAUGUAACAUAAUAGUUUUUAACUUGGUUUAUUAUCGGCCUCAAUUAACGCAAACGGUCAAUAAUUGAGGACUGUAUAAAGCUAAAGUUUGGAUUUUGUGAUUCAGACGAGAUAAGACGAUAUUCGAUAUUGUUUGGGGUUAAAAGGCAGUUAAUGUUUUAAGCACUGAUAAGGCUGUUUGUAAAAAAAUCUCCAGCGAUUAUUAAAUCCAGAAUUUAGUGAUAACCGAGACUGAAAGCUUGAGACUCAAAUUGCAAACUGUUAUACUACCAACAAUCAUAAUCACAUGAAAGAAUGAUUUUAUAGGAAUGACAAUUUUUUGUCUUUCUUUUUGUAAAUUAUUAU